This is a messenger RNA of Ostertagia ostertagi, 435 nucleotides long. The record is from the annotation of a GenBank genome assembly. Lineage: Eukaryota; Metazoa; Nematoda; Chromadorea; Rhabditida; Trichostrongylidae.
AUGGAGAUUCAGCGUCGUCUUCGUCAUCUCACCUACUCUGCAGAAACACAUAAUUUUCCAACAGCCGUUUGCCCCUUCCAGGAGAACGACGCUGGCCUGGUGGAUCCCAAUGGUCUAGAGAAAAUGAUGGCAAUUUCCCGUCGCGAAAAAUGUACUGUAUCUAUAGUGGGAACGGUCACGGAUGAGAACAGAGUUGUCUUGACCAAUUUCGCAGAUGAAGCUGAUGGACGGAAGCCUGUGGACUUUGAUACGAAAAUUUUGGGGGAGCGCGAGAAGAAGGUGUUCCAUCUAAAUUCGACACCAAUGCCGUUACGACAACUUGAAUUACCAGCUGGCCUUACAGUAAGACAGGCAUUGGAGAUGGUGCUUCGACUGCCAUCAGUGGCCAGUAAACGAUAUCUCACGAGCAAAGUGGAUCGGUCGGUCAGUGACAGG